GUGUCUAUAAUGGACGGCAAAGACGAAGGUACUGCAGCAUGGAUCACAAUCAACUUCUUAAUAGACAAACUCAACGGUCCAGAUGAGUCUACAGUCGGCGUGCUGGAUUUAGGAGGGGGCUCCAUGCAGAUCACUUUCACCCCACAGGACCCAAACCAGAAAUCCACGCAGACCUCGCCCAUAAUCCCGUUACAGAUGUUCAAUCACCCCCACAGACUCCACUCACGCAGCUACCUGGGCCUUGGCCUGAUGUCAGCCAGGCUGGCGAUCCUGGGAGGAGUGGAAGGCCAGCCUCAGGGCGGUACAGAGAUGGUCAGCCCCUGCCUGGCUCCUGAAAGCUCAGUGCAAUGGAAUCAUGCGGGAGUGGACUACACUGUGAAAGGACAGAAGGCAGUUCCAGGGAAGUCCAUAUACGAGUCCUGCCACGAGAAGGCAGAGCAGGUUCUCUCCUCCAAGAAUGUGGAAACAAUAAAGGAGGCCAAAGGAACAAAGGACUUUUACGCCUUCUCCUACUACUACGACAGAGCGGUGGACAUCGGGGUCAUUGCUGAAAACAAAGAAGGUGCUAUUAAAGUAAAUGACUACAUUGAAGCCGCCAAGGAGGUGUGCAACAGUAUGGCGAAGGCUCCACCCAAACACCCCUUCCUCUGCCUGGACCUGACCUACAUAUCGGUGCUGCUGCAAGGGCUGGGCUUUCCGAAGGACAAAGAGUUAAAGCUGGUGAAGAAGAUAAAGGGCAAGGAUACCAGCUGGGCGCUAGGAGCGACUUUGCUUGACAUGAACUCGCAGUCAACCUAGUGAGCAGAUCCCUGCAAUCACGGGCAAUGAAGACAAGAUGGCCGCCCAUCUUUUUCAAAUAUUUUGCCUUCUUUGUGUAACAUGGUUUCCCUAUGUCGAUUCUCCUGCUGUCUCGACUCUUUACUGUAUGAAUGAAUCAAAUGACAGAAAUUUGUCAUGAAACAAUAAAGCAAGUUGGCUCAUUGCCCCUCCACUAA
This is a messenger RNA of Anguilla anguilla (European eel), 995 nucleotides long. RefSeq names its product ectonucleoside triphosphate diphosphohydrolase 6-like. The record is from RefSeq and is a predicted model, not a curated record. Gene Ontology annotation, biological process: nucleoside diphosphate catabolic process. The transcript has 10 exons. Bases 10 to 798 code for a protein of 262 amino acids. NCBI's taxonomy places the organism in Eukaryota, Metazoa, Chordata, Actinopteri, Anguilliformes, Anguillidae. Gene Ontology annotation, molecular function: GDP phosphatase activity; UDP phosphatase activity. Gene Ontology annotation, cellular component: membrane; Golgi apparatus.